Molecule: messenger RNA, 1355 nt
Organism: Drosophila nasuta
Lineage: Eukaryota; Metazoa; Arthropoda; Insecta; Diptera; Drosophilidae
Exons: 2
Coding region: 915-1355 (146 amino acids)
Source: RefSeq, a predicted model, not a curated record
GGGCACUCAACUCGACAGCUCUCAGAACCGUAGCUCGCAUUUCAUUAGCUUCGCAUCCAGCGACCGGUUCAUUCCACAAUCGUCGUCGCUCCCAGCGAGAUCUGUGUGCGCGUGCGCGGCUUCAACAACAACAACAACAAGAGCAACCCACGCGAGACACCUCAACGAGUUAGAGGAAGAGAAUAACCGAACACAUAUACGAUUGCUAUUGCGAUUGCGAUUUGGGGAAUACUCCGGCAAAAUUCAACGCGUUUCGUUUCGUUUUUUAUGCAAAUCGCGGAUGAGUGAAUACAACAACAACAACAAAAAAAAAAGUGUAGAACGGUGAAACGAUGCAAAGGAGAUGACAACGACGAACGAGAAGUCGAAGACGAAGAAGUAACAAACUUAAGUCACAUUUCGUCACUGGCGUGAAAGUAAAAAUUCUUUGUGCCUCAUUUGGUAUUGUGAAAUUCACAGUUAUUCAUAGUUUCGUGGCAACAGCAUCGACAACAAAAGAGAUUUUCGCUCUGACUGCGAAUAUUACGAAAUGAUCGUAAAACUCGCGUAACCAACAGCAAAUCCACAAGAAAACACACCGACAACAACAACAACAACAUCAAAAGCAAAUAGAAAACAAAAUCCAAGUCAAGAAAUGAGUAAUGAGAGUUUAUUCAGUGUCUGUGUCUUGCUCUCUGUGAAUGUGUCUGUGUGCUGUUAAUUGAUUGCCAAAAAAAAAAGGUGUAAAUGUAAAUGUUUAUUGUGCACAUUUAACGGCAACUUUUUUGGAGCAAAUUCUACCGUUAUUUGCAUUGUCCACAUACAUAACACACAUACUAGGAAUCGAAGACAAGUUGAAGCAGAGGACUAGGAGAAGUAGAAGUCGCCAUCACAAUUCGCACACUGUGGCCAGCGGGAGACGAGCAGCAAACCGAAUGCAGUAUCUCAACUACGCACUGCAGACAUCCACGCGACUGCUGACCAGCCAGAGCAAUAGCAAUAGCCAUAGCAAUAACCACAGUCAGAGCCAGACGGCAGCCAAGGCGGCGGCGGCGGGUAGACAACAACAGCAACAACAACAACAACAGAAAGAAAUUGAAGAGGAGCAAAUAGCACACGCCUGUUGCAGUCGAGGCGCACAAUUGCUGAGAUUGCGCCACCAGGAGCUGGCCAAGCGACGUGCCCUUGAGCUAGAGGAUCAGCUAAACGCCAACGCCAUCAGCUGUGCCCAGGAUAACGACGACGACGAGGACAGCGAAGCAUCUAGCGCGACAGAGGAAGGCGCAGUUGGGGGACAUCUGGAGGCGGAGUCGGGGGCAACAGAGAGGCGGCACAUCCAGAAAUCCAGCGAGUCGGCGCCGCAGCCAGUCCAAUGA